CUGAACUUCGCUAGCUAAUGUGUCGGAAGAAAAGGAGACAUGGCGAGCUGGAUCUGUUCGAGGGAGUUUCUUGUCACGCAGAUCGUGCUGCUACUUCAGAAGACAACAGACGGGUUCCGGUUCAAUCCAACAGAGCAGCAGCUGAUUAAUCACUUGAAGUCGAAAGAACCCGGACGCAGAGAAGGUUUCUGCAUCAUUCCGACACUGGAAAACAUCACCGACUUCAAUCCAAAGGAUUUACCUGCGAAGUUCACGGAGAAAUCGAUCAUUCCGUCCAAUGAUCGAGAAUGGUGGUUCAUCAGUCCACAGACGCAGAACCAACGGGUUCGGGUUCGCAGGAAAACACCUUGCGGUUCUUCUUGGGGUAUCACCGGUCAGCCUAGAGAUAUUACAAUUGGCGGCAAAAAUAGGUUUCAAGAAAAUAUUAAGCUUCCCUGAAGGCAAAGCCAAGAAGGACUGGAUCACCAUGAAUAUCAUCUACCCCAAGAUUUACCCCAUUCGAGUGGAAGUAAUGUUCUGUGUCACUUAAUGCGUAAACAAGAUGAAAAGAAUGACAAUUCAACCACAAGAUCAGAGGAUGGAACCAUCACCCAAGCAGAAGUUGAGCAAUGGUAUAAUCAAUUUAAUGAUGAGCCUAUGGUCCAAGAAGGGAUAUCACCCACACUGUACGCUUUUUCUUUGCCUCACCUCCUGCAGCUGCUUCAGCAUGGGCUGCAAUUGCUAAAUAAUAGCUCUUCCUCCACCAUACAUCAGUUUACGAAAAUUCAGAGUCUCUCUGGUAAUGACUUCUCAUUGGAUAACAGUCUUUCUGAUAAAUCUAUUGAAAUGAAAUCUUCACACGGAACAACUAAAGAGGAUGAAUGGAUUGAUGCAAUGCCAGAUGCAGAUCUUUCCUGUGCCAAGGGGAAGAAAGGUGAAGAGCCAAGGUUCGAAAUGGUUCAGCAAGAAAAUGGAGCCAGAAAUGUCGAAGAUGAAGCAGCAGGCAGAGCAAAGCUGCUUCAGCGUGGGCUACAAUCACCAAAUAAUAGCUCUUCCUCCACCACACAUCACUUUACGAAUGUUGGAAAUUCCUCUGAUGCAGAUCUUUCCUAUGCAAAGGGAAAGAAAGGUGAAGAGCCAAGGUUCCAACUGUUUCAGCAGGAAACUGGAGCCAGAAAUGUCGAAGAUGAAGCAGCAGGCAGAGCAAAGCUGCUUCAGCGUGGGCUACAAUCACCAAAUAAUGGCUCUUCCUCCACCAUACAUCAGUUUACGAAUAUUGGGAGUCUCUCUAAUGCAGAUCUUUCCUAUGCCAAGGGGAAGAAAGGUGAAGAGCCAAGGUUUGAAAUGUUUCAGCAGGAAACUGGAGCCAGAAAUAUCGAAGAUGAAGCAGCAGGCAGAGCAAAGCUGCUUCAACGUGGGCUACAAUCACCAAAUAAUAGCUCUUCCUCCACCACACAUCACUUUACGAAUGUUGGAAAUUCCUCUGAUGCAGAUCUUUCCUAUGCCAAGGGGAAGAAAGGUGAAGAGCCAAGGUUCGAAAUGGUUCAGCAAGAAAAUGGAGCCAGAAAUGUUGAAGAUGAAGCAGCAGGCAGAGCAAAGCUGCUUCCGCGUGGGCUACAAUCACCAAAUAAUAGCUCUUCCUCCACCACACUUCACUUUACGAAUGUUGGAAAUUCCUCUGAUGCAGAUCUUUCCUAUGCCAAGGGGAAGAAAGGUGAAGAGCCAAGGUUCGAAAUGGUUCAGCAAGAAAAUGGAGCCAGAAAUGUUGAAGAUGAAGCAGCAGGCAGAGCAAAGCUGCUUCAGCGUGGGCUACAAUCACCAAAUAAUAGCUCUUCCUCCACCAUACAUCAGUUUACGAAUAUAGGGAGUCUCUCUGAUGCAGAUCUUUCCUAUGCCAAGGGACAGAAAGGUGAAGAGCCAAGGUUCGAAAUAUUUCAGCAGGAAACUGGAGCCAGAAAUAUCGAAGAUGAAGCAGCAGGCAGAGCAAAGCUGCUUCAGCGUGGGCUACAAUCACCAAAUAAUAGCUCUUCCUCCACCAUACAUCAGUUUACGAAUAUUGGGAGUCUCUCUGAUGCAGAUCUUCCCUAUGCCAAGGGGAAGAAAGGUGAAGAGCCAAGGUUCGAAAUGGUUCAGCAAGAAAAUGGAGCCAGGAAUAUCGAAGAUGAAGCAGCAGGCAGAGCAAAGCUGCUUCCGCAUGGGCUACAAUCACCAAAUAAUAGCUCUUCCUCCACCACACUUCACUUUACAAAUGUUGGAAAUUCCUCUGAUGCAGAUUUUUCCUAUGCCAAGGUACAGAAUGGUGAAGAGCCAAGGUUUGAAAUGGUUCAGCAGGAAACUGGAGCCAGAAAUAUCGAAGAUGAAGCAGCAGCAGGAGCAAAGCUGCUUCCGCAUGGGCUACAAUCACCAAAUAAUAGCUCUUCCUCCACCACACUUCACUUUACAAAUGUUGGAAAUUCCUCUGAUGCAGAUUUUUCCUAUGCCAAGGUACAGAAUGGUGAAGAGCCAAGGUUUGAAAUGGUUCAGCAGGAAACUGGAGCCAGAAAUAUCGAAGAUGAAGCAGCAGCAGGAGCAAAGCUGCUUCCGCAUGGGCUACAAUCACCAAAUAAUAGCUCUUCCUCCACCACACUUCACUUUACAAAUGUUGGAAAUUCCUCUAAUGCAGAUUUUUCCUAUGCCAAGGUACAGAAUGGUGAAGGGUCAAGGUUUGAAAUGGUUCAGCAGGAAACUGGAGCCAGAAAUAUCGAAGAUGAAGCAGCAGCAGGAGCAAAGCUGCUUCCGCGUGGGCUACAAUCACCAAAUAGUAGCUCUUCCUCCACCACACAUCACUUUACGAAUGUUGGAAAUUCCUCUAGUGCAGAUUUUUCCUAUGCCAAGGUACAGAAAGGUGAGGAGCCAAGGUUCGAAAAGGUUCAGCAGGAAACUGGAGCCAGAAAUAUCGAAGAUGAAGCAGCAGCCAGAGCAAAGAAUGGCCAAAUAUUUAUAACGGCGAAUCGCCAAAGUAUAGUCGAACCACUCAAUUGUGUUUUUCCUCCUGAGGAAAGGAAAGGCAUCCCAUCGAGUCCAUUCUACAGCUCAGGUUUUUUGAAGUUUAGCGAAUUUGAGGCAUAUUUCGAUCAACCUGCAGAUCAAGAAAAGGGAACUAGAACACGAAGAGCACAAUUUAGCUGGUAAUUCACCCAAGAGGAGGAGAUUGGACGUGUCUGAGGAAAAUCAAAUUCAGUGACUGCGUUGACCAGAUCAACCACCAAGAGCACAAAAGUUCACAAAUCCCCCUCUUCUUAAUCUUGUGAACUUGCUUAUUGGGAUUUUCCUGUUGAUCGCCACUUUUAGAGAUACAGAUAUAUUUAGGAGAUUACUCUUGAUUGAUCCUAACAUACGGUAAUUGAUAUCUUACCACUUUAUAUAGAAUCUGUACAUGUUUUGUUUUUCAACAUAUAUCGAAAUAUAUAAAAAAAUUCAAUAA
Messenger RNA from Eucalyptus grandis, 3442 nucleotides. RefSeq lists its product as uncharacterized. The transcript has 26 exons. The record is from RefSeq and is a predicted model, not a curated record. NCBI's taxonomy places the organism in Eukaryota, Viridiplantae, Streptophyta, Magnoliopsida, Myrtales, Myrtaceae. Bases 529 to 3150 code for a protein of 873 amino acids.